CGCUCCACUUUGAGCUCCUCGAGGCGCUGCAAGACUGCAAUUUUCCGACUGUCGAGUUUUUGCUGAACAUCCUCGCGAGAUUCAUACUCGGGAGCAUAUUGCACCCACAGAUCCUGGCCAAAAAACGAUGAUUUGUUUACCCUUCUUCGUGAAUAAACCGAGCGGAAGAAAUGAGUUCGUACUUCACCCAUACAGUCUGAGUAAAGGGUGCCGAAGGGAGGUUUGUGACAAUGUCGUACUCCUGAAUUGUGCCAUACAACGCUAGUCGCUGAAUGAGCUCGUUGAUGACAUUCGAAGGUGGAAUAUUUCGAAUCAUCAAAUACCUAGACAAUGAGAAGCAAAAAGAAGGUACGAACCGUGAUUCUUGUGCAACAGUGUAAACUCGCACUGCUUUCUCUAUAGAAGGUGUCCGAUACCUACAAUGUUACAUAAUUCCGACGAAAAGAUGCCAACUUGGGUAAAUCGGUGGGCGCUUCUUCUGGCUGUGGAUAAUCCGGCUCUUCAUAGGGAUCGUACUGGAUCGUAUCCUUGAGCCAGGGAUGAUUCAUUUGUUAGAGGUGUGUGUAAAACAAACAAUGCGUAGCAUCCAUUACAAUAAUAAUUAUGAUAUGACAAUACUAGAAAUAAUUCGAUGGUUACUGCUUAUAGGCCAGAAAGAACUCGAUGUCGGAAUUUUCAUCCGGGAUUUUGGAUUCCAUUUCAUUUACGGUCGUCCACGGAAUGGCCGUCCCACUGACGGUUCCCACUCCACUAUUAUAAACAUUCGGCGAAGUGAAGGGAUUUGCCUUCAUGCUCGCCUCCUUCUUUUCGUAUUCAUACAGCAAGGAAAUAAACUCCGCGAAGCUCUCCCAAUAAUACCUCUACUCCUCACUCCGUUUCCCCGUUUCCACCAUCUGGUUGGGCGGUACGCAGUACUUCCCCUGUCGCCGGUUGGGGUUGGUCGUGUUUCCAAUACUCAGCAGAAUGUGCAGGUUCGACUUCAAGAUCUCCGCGAGCUUCCCGUCCACGUUCUUCUCCUCUCAUCCUUCCCUUGUUUCCUACCUGCGUCUCGCGGUACAGCCCCAGCUCCAUCGUCAUCGCCACCUUCUGCAGCCGCGCCUUCACCGCUCGCUGCGUCUGCGCGCGCUGGAAGCGGUCGUAGUUGA
Molecule: messenger RNA, 1145 nt
Organism: Blastocystis hominis
Lineage: Eukaryota; Bigyra; Opalinata; Blastocystidae
Exons: 2
Coding region: 540-1145 (201 amino acids)
Source: RefSeq, a predicted model, not a curated record